AUGUCUUUAAAGCUUUUUGAAGACCUUCUCAAGAUAGUUAUUCGCACAUUUUAUGAUGAAGCAGCCAUUGUAGUUCUUGACUAUAUUCUUUAUUACAAAAAUGUUGAGGAACAUCAAAUGUCGGAAGCUUUAAAUCUUCCUUUCAAAAGAGUAAGACAAGCUUUAAUUGAAAUGGGGGAAAACAGCAUUUUGAUAUGUAGAGAAGGAAGAAGAGAUAGGAGACAUGAGGAAAGAAGCGGAAAUAUGUUUACGAGAGGACCAGACAUUGGGAAAAUGGUUUAUUGGGGGUUUAAUCCUGAUAUCAAAAAUGUGAUAUGCUGCAGAAUUGUGGAUCUUAAGGAAUCCCUCGAGAAAUUGGUUGAUGAUGCAAGGCAAAUUCUAUAUAAAUGUGAAAAAUGUCAUAGGGAUUAUUCUGUCGAAGAUGCGGCUAUAUCUCGAUUUACAUGUAAUUUCUGUCAGGGAUCACCUUUAGUCCAAAAACUUUUAAAUGUCACAGAAGCACUCGAUCAGAGAGACAGAGGGAUACAGCAAAUUAGGCUAUUGGAAAGUCAAAUGAGGAACUGCCUAAAUAUUGACUUGCCGCCUUCAUUUUUUGGGAUCAUGCCUGACGUAAUCGAUGAGCCAAGACCUGCAAAUCGUGCACAAUCAUAUAGGGCUGCUCCUAUUGUAGAUGGAUCCUCUAGAAACUAUACAAUUGCAGUCAAUCUUCCUGAAGCAGAUGAAGAAAAAAGAGAUGACACUGAAGAGCUCAAAGACGUUGACAGAGACUUAAUGAGAUAUUAUCACAGAUUUGAAAGGAGAAACAAAAAGAGGAAAAAAGUUACCGAAAACAAUGAAAAUUUACAAAAAUUCAACGUCCUUGGAAACCCUGUCACUCUUUCUGACAUAACUCCUCAGCUUCAAGCUGAAAUGACAGCUAGUGAGCACUUCGAGUUUUCUAGAUCGAUAAUGCAGAACUUAAAAUUCUUGUAG
Blepharisma stoltei is the source of this 972-nucleotide messenger RNA. Lineage: Eukaryota; Ciliophora; Heterotrichea; Heterotrichida; Blepharismidae. The record is from the annotation of a GenBank genome assembly.